AUUAAUUAGAUGUUGACAGGAGAGACUGAGACACGGCGCAUAGGCAUACAAUUACAAAUAUUUCAUCUUCAUCUUCAUGUGAUGUACUAGAAAGAUUUGAACUAGUCCAAAGAUAUUACUACUACAAGUCGAGUCGCACUACCACUAGUACCCUCUUCAAGAGCCAGUAAGGUCCUUAUAUAUUCUUACUUGACGGCGAACCACACGGUCUUGCAUAUUAGUGUCAUUACCGGAGCUGGUGGGAGAUCCUUGCGGGGAUACUAAGAGGCGCGAUUUUGAUAAAAACUUGCACAUUGAUUGCGUCCCAUGGUUGAUGUAUGACUAUCACUGCCUGAUAUUGACUAGACUUCGUUCAUUUCCUUAAGUGAAAGACUGCGUAAAGUGAUGGGCGUCAAGGUGUUACGGCAGUAGAAGUACUAGAAGACGAAGAACACGAAUUAACAUGAUUUACCCUACAAAUACAUAUAUCCCGACAACAACUACGACUACAAAGACAGCGAUGUCUGUCAUAUGGGUACCACUACAAAAGCCACAAAAUAUGGUAGUUUUCAGCGUGAAAGAUUGCAGAAGUUGCAAGCCUGAGCGACACCUGCUCCUCAAUUGUGCA
This is a messenger RNA of Amoebophrya sp. A25, 607 nucleotides long. NCBI's taxonomy places the organism in Eukaryota, Dinophyceae, Syndiniales, Amoebophryaceae. The record is from the annotation of a GenBank genome assembly.